This is a messenger RNA of Choloepus didactylus (southern two-toed sloth), 1701 nucleotides long. It is a transcript of the gene TOM1L2, whose product is annotated as target of myb1 like 2 membrane trafficking protein. Gene Ontology annotation, cellular component: membrane; endosome. Bases 90 to 1676 code for a protein of 528 amino acids. Lineage: Eukaryota; Metazoa; Chordata; Mammalia; Pilosa; Megalonychidae. Gene Ontology annotation, biological process: signal transduction. Gene Ontology annotation, molecular function: ubiquitin binding; clathrin binding; phosphatidylinositol binding. The transcript is spliced from 16 exons. The record is from RefSeq and is a predicted model, not a curated record.
GUGUCAGUCUGGUCGGGAGCGCGACGGGGGACAGCGGAGACCGCGGCGGUAGACGGGGGCCCGGGCCGCUGCCGUGUGGUCCGCCCAAGAUGGAGUUCCUGCUGGGGAACCCGUUCAGCACCCCCGUGGGGCAGUGCCUCGAAAAGGCCACCGACGGCUCCCUGCCUAGCGAGGACUGGGCGCUCAACAUGGAGAUCUGCGACAUCAUCAACGAGACGGAGGAAGGGCCGAAGGAUGCCAUCCGGGCCUUGAAGAAGCGGCUCAGCGGGAACCGGAACUACAGAGAAGUGAUGCUGGCGCUGACCGUGCUGGAGACGUGCGUGAAGAACUGCGGCCAUCGCUUCCACGUCCUCGUGGCCAGCCGCGAUUUCAUUGACAGCGUGCUGGUCAGACUCAUCUCUGCCAAGAACAGCCCUCCCACCGUCGUGCAGGACAAAGUGCUCGCCCUGGUCCAGGCCUGGGCCGACGCCUUUCGGAGCAGCCCGGACCUCACAGGCGUGGUGCACACGUACGAGGAGCUCAAGAGGAAGGGGGUCGAGUUCCCCAUGGCCGACCUGGACGCUCUGUCUCCAAUACACACUCCGCAGCGGAGCGUGCCCGAGGUGGACCCGGCAGCGGCCGUGCCCAGGCCCCAGUCGCAGCCGAGGACGAGCUCCGGCUCCUGCUCCUCGCCUCCUGCUCCCUACUGCGCGCCGCAGGCCCCGUCGCUGAGUGUGGCCGGCCCCAUCACGGCCAACUCCGAACAGAUUGCCCGGCUGCGGAGCGAGCUGGACGUCGUUCGGGGAAACACGAAAGUCAUGUCCGAGAUGUUAACCGAGAUGGUGCCCGGGCAGGAGGAGCCGUCCGACCUGGAGCUGCUGCAGGAGCUGAACCGGACCUGUCGGGCCAUGCAGCAGCGCAUCGUGGAGCUCAUCUCCCGCGUGUCCAACGAGGAAGUCACCGAGGAGCUGCUGCACGUCAACGACGACCUCAACAACGUCUUCCUGCGCUACGAGAGGUUCGAACGAUACAGGUCGGGUCGGUCAGUCCAAAAUGCCAGUAACGGGGUGCUGACUGAGGUGACCGAAGACAACCUGAUCGACCUGGGGCCGGGGUCCCCGGCCGUGGUGAGCCCCAUGGUGGGCAGCACGGCGCCCCCGUCCUCCCUCUCCUCCCAGCUCGCAGGCCUGGACUUGGGAACACAGAGCGUCAGUGGCACCCUCAGCUCCCUCCAGCAGUGCAGUCCUCGCGACGGCUUCGACAUGUUCACCCAGACAAGAGGGAAUUCCUUGGCUGAGCAACACAAGAUGGUGACCUGCGAGGACCCUCAGGCUGCUGGAGGACUUGCUCCUGCACUGGACGGUCGAAAGCAGAGCUCCGAGGCGGAGAGAGGGACAGGUGGGGCCUCGGAGCUGGAGCCUAUCGACACGUGGCUCAUGACCCAAGGAAUGAUCCCCGUGGCGCAGCCCUCUGUCAUGGACGACAUUGAGCUGUGGCUCAGGACGGACCUGAAGGGCGAUGACCUGGAGGAAGGUGUCACGAGUGAAGAGUUUGAUAAAUUCCUGGAAGAAAGAGCCAAAGCUGCGGAAAUGGUCCCCAACCUGCCUUCCCCGCCGGCCGAGGCCCUGGCGCCCCCCGUGACGCCCACCGGCCGCAAGAAGCCCGCGCGCUCGGAGGAUGCUCUCUUCGCCCUGUGAGCGCCCCCGGCCCCCCGGCCCGCCC